Seminavis robusta is the source of this 1677-nucleotide messenger RNA. NCBI's taxonomy places the organism in Eukaryota, Bacillariophyta, Bacillariophyceae, Naviculales, Naviculaceae. The record is from the annotation of a GenBank genome assembly.
CUCCUGACGCCAGCUUGGGACCUUGACGAGGUUGAACUUCGUGUAAUAAUCUGGAGGCAACAGCAGCACCAUCGCGCGUUGGUUCUGUUGUGUUGGUCCAUUUCGUCUCAUCGCGCGGUUUCAUGCAUGAGAAAGGUAAGGGCGCAGCGCAGUAGCGCAUUGUUUCUUCAUGGGAGUCGAAUUUGGAACAGGAACUGACCAGAGAUGAGAUAACCAAUCAGAAUAGGAUCUCAAUAUCUCUCUCGUUCCUGAUUUCGCGCAAUCUUUGUCAUCAUGAACAUGGGUAUUCAAGUCGUUCUACCUCCGGAAGAAUAUCAAGAGGAUUUGGAUCUUCGUCUCGGAAGGGCGAAUGGAAACAUCUACCACCGAAAACCUGGCCUGGAAGGAGUCCAUGAUGGACAAGUCAUGGUACGGCUCAAGAAGAAGCGAUUUGUCAUCCUGGACUAUUCUAUCAUUCCCACAGAAGCAGAUAUUCAGGCAGCACAAACCACGGUUCAUACCACCGUCCCCGUUGGCGCUGGAAAGACAAGUUGCACCAAUGCUGACUGCAACAAAGUUGGAGUGCCUGUCUUGAUCUACGAUAGUGAUCCCAAUGAACCGGCUUCACUCUACAUGAGAUCUGGCCUGUGCUUUACCUGUCAGCGAAAUCUCAAUGAAAAACGGAGAACUCAACGAAAGCGACCCAGCGACAUACCUCGGAACGGUCAGACCCUGGAUGGGGGAGUAACCGUUUUCGGGUCCACCUCUAUCCCAAAAAAGUUCAAGAUGAGUCCGGGUGCCAUUGUGAUCCAUCCCAUGGAAGGUCUUCGCCCUCUUGCGGAGGGCUACGGAUUCAAUGAAAUCGGGAUUGAUCUUCAGCGGGUUGUUUCUGAGAUUGCCAUGGAUUCCCAACGAUUGGUAGAUGCCGUGAGUCCUCACCACCACCAUCACCACCCGCAUCCUCACCCUCAUGAACAUCAUCAUGACCCAACCAUGCCACCGCCGCCGCCACCAGACGCAGCUGGCAUUGCCCCUCCUGACAUUGCGGCCACUGCAGCGGCUGUGGCUGCUUCUGUCGGAGCUGAACCAGGGACUCUGGCAGAUGAUCUGGCUACCAGUGCGGCCAUUGAGGCUACGACUAACGGUGACAAAGACCACGAGCACCAUCACCACGACGAACACGAGGUCAUGGUACCCACAGCCAGCGUAGACAUCAAUGCCCUGUACGACAAGGCCUAUCGGACCAUGAACAAGGGGAUUUAUCUACUGUGCCAAUGGAAGCAAAGCUGGGACUCUGCCGUUGCCGCCGCCGUGGCCCAAGAGAGCGUGGAUCACGGUCUCGCAGACGCUGUUGCGUCGGCAGCAGCCGUCGCUGCCGCCGCUGCACAAGAAAACCAAAGUGCUAGCAUGGCUUCUCUCUUGAUGGGACCCGGCCAUGACAAGAAAGAUGACGGGAAGAAGAGCGAUGACGCUGUGCUGGCCGCGGCUGAAGCUGCAGUGGCUGAUGCUACCGAAGCUGUCGUAGAGGCGUACGAGGUUUAGGUGUACCGCUACACCAGUUGCUAUCCGCUGUCGCUGAACCAAUGCCGCAAAUCAUGGACGACUAGUCGAACUGUCGACCUUUGCAAAUAAAUGCAUCCUGCCUUCUGCAUCUUGACUAAAGUUAUAGGUUAGAUAUCCUAGGUUUUGUUAUGAAUC